Miscanthus lutarioriparius is the source of this 201-nucleotide messenger RNA. Lineage: Eukaryota; Viridiplantae; Streptophyta; Magnoliopsida; Poales; Poaceae. The record is from the annotation of a GenBank genome assembly.
AUGGCUUCCCACCUUCUUCUCCUCGCCACCUUGGCACUCCUCUUCAUCGCAGCCGCAGGGCAGGAGGGCAACAAGAUCAUGAAGCUGUUUAAUCCGUCCUACUCGACGACGGACAACUACACUGACGGCAGCCAGUACAAGAAGAACCGCACCCACAAAAUAUCAAGCACCCACAAAAUAUCAACCGACUAUGCAGUAUAG